AUGAUAUUAGAUCGUGCUUUAAAAGGAGAAGUAAGAGAAUGGUAUCAUGGAGAAUUUGAUAAUAAAAAUUGGAUGUUAGAUAAUGUACUUGACAAUUCUGCUAUAGGUGCAACAAUAGCCCAUAUUAGAGGUGCUAAUGCCGGGGCUAUAACAGGAGCAAACGCAUCUUUUCCAAAUAUUCAAGGUGGAUUAGCAGGCGCAGAUAUUAUUCCUGCUCGAAAUAUUUCUGAAGAUUCGACAAUAGCAGGAGGGCAUCCAACUAAUGUAGCAGUAAAUGCACCAAAUGCCAAUGCAGGGAAUUCAAUUGUUUUAGCAGGAAUAAGAUUAGGACAAAGACUUGAUCAUAUGAAAAAGCAUUUUCCAACAGCUAAUAAAUAUGUAAAAAUGUUAGAAAUCGGUGCUUUAAAACAAGGUAUAUAUGAAAGUGUACCAUCAUUUUGGGCAAAAAUUAAAAAAUAUGGGGAUCAACUUGGAUUUACUCCAGCACAAAAGAAAACACAAUUUUUAUCAGGAGUUAGAAAAGAUAUUAGAGAUGAGAUUUAUAGAAUCGGACAAACAAAACCAAUUAAUGAUAUUAUUGAUAGUUUAGCAGAACUUGAAUUACAUCGUGGGGUAUUAGAGCAACCGCCAUCACCUCUUAGUUAUACACCAGCCCCUCCUACUAUUUCCAAUAAUGUACCUCAACAACAAGGGAUUUCCUUGGCAGAUAUACAAAAAUAUUUCAAGAUGCACAGGUACAGCAAAAAACUGAAAACCAGGCAUUAG
This is a messenger RNA of Acaulospora colombiana, 765 nucleotides long. The record is from the annotation of a GenBank genome assembly. NCBI's taxonomy places the organism in Eukaryota, Fungi, Glomeromycota, Glomeromycetes, Diversisporales, Acaulosporaceae.